Messenger RNA from Eurytemora carolleeae, 681 nucleotides. RefSeq names its product glutamic acid-rich protein. The record is from RefSeq and is a predicted model, not a curated record. The coding region runs from base 61 to 582 and encodes 173 amino acids. NCBI's taxonomy places the organism in Eukaryota, Metazoa, Arthropoda, Copepoda, Calanoida, Temoridae. The transcript has a single exon.
CAGAUUAGCAUCAGUUUAGUUUUAACCUGAUAUUGUUACACAGUAAUCAAAUCAGACAUCAUGAAGCUCUUGAAGUUUUUGUUGCCUCUUCUCCUGGUUGCAUCUGUCUCUGCUUUCUCCAUCUUUGGAUCUGUAAAUCAGGAAGCCAAUGAGGUUGCUGAUGCUAAAAUUGAUGAGGUAGAAGCAGUUGAACUCUUUGAAGAGGAAGAUCUUGAAGAUGAAACUGAAGAAGAUGAAACUGAAGAAGAUGAAACUGAAGAAGAUGAAACAGAGGAGGAUGAAACUGAGGAAGAUGAAACUGAGGAAGAUGAAACAGUAGAAGAAGAGGAUGACGAGGAAGAGGAGGAAGCUGAUGAGGAAGAAGAAGAGUAUGAGGAAGAGGAAGAAAUUGAGACUGAGGCUCUAGAAUCAGAAGAUGAUGAUGAGGAGGAGGAUGAAGAAGAUGAGGAAUCUGAUGAGGAUGAGUAUGAUGAAGAGUCAUCUGAGGAGUAUGAUGAGGAGGAAGAAGUAGAGACUGCAGCUUUGGAUGAUGAAGACUAUUAUGAUGAUUAUUAUUAUGAUGAAGAUGAUGAAGAUUUUUAGAUAAUUAAGAUUAAUUUUUCAAUAGCCACAAUGCUUUAAACAUUUAACUUUUAAAUUUCAAUUAGUUUAGAUUGAUCAAAUAAACAGUUUACUUUUAAA